UCUUCACUGCUCCUGAAUUACAGACAGUCUAGGCCAUUUUAGGUAAGGAUGUGCCCACUUCCUCCAGUCUUCCUCCAUUAACUGUUCCAACGUAAUCUUUCUCUGCUGCAUUUAAUAGAGUAAUUGAACUGUGGAUUAAUUAAUACUGACAGCUGCUGCAUGAAAGUAUAAAUGAGUAUACAGUAGGAUUUUCUUAUUAUUUAGACUUAUUAGUCUGUAUUCUCCUUAUUACACCAGGGAAAAACCCAAGUAAUAGACAGUAGGGUACUGGGAAUGGAAUGGAGAGCAGACAAUAGACGCCCAAAGCCUGAAUUCUAGUAUCAGUACGACUGUUACCUUUGUUUUCAUGUGCUGAGUUAUAUCCAUCCUUAAGUGUUCCUGAUGAAAAAUACAGUAAUUGGCUAAGAUAAAGGCAGCCCAAUGUGACUUCAAGGAACACAAAGGGAAUGAAAGAAAUCUAACUAUUUCUAUGACAGAAAUGCUAGCAGAGCAAGCUUGUAUGGGGCUGUGAGUGCGGUGGGAACAUUAUCACUGGCAAAAGAAAUGCAGAGAAGUGGUUCUCCUAGUAAUUCUUUACCAUUUUACUCUUCUUCCUGCUGAGACUGCUAAAUGCUUCAUUGGCCUGGAUGGCAUUUAACAUCACCUCUGUGAAAUCUGAGAGUUGUUAUUACAGUGUUCACUCCUAUUUCCACGGUUGGAAAAAAAGAAUGCAAAUGACAAAACCGAUUCUAAUUUGCGCCCCGGGAGCUCAGUGCCACGUGGUACCCAGGACUGUGAACAAUCCAAGGACGCAGUUGCAUUCAGAAGAAUGAAUGUUUUGCUCUUUAUGACCAAAGGCUGUGUUUAAAUUUUGGGAUUCUUGGUGAUGCUGAGGCCGAGCUGUAGCAGCCAUUAAGAACUACAGCAGAUGCAGAGCGGGGAGUUCUGGUGUGACAACGCCUUAGGACCCAAUGGCCUUAAAUUAGAGGUGAUCUCUCUCUUUACAAUUCUUAUUCUGGUACAGGGAAUCAGGACAGCGUCCUUCUCAUUCAUCUGUCAGUUUCCCCCUUUACUUACACACAGCCUCCAUCAUCAGGGUGAGGAUCUUUGAGAAUAGGAACGGCUGUGGAGCUCAGUUAAUGAAGGAGUUUCCCACUAGGUGGUAGUGAAGAGAAUCAUGUCAUAUACUGGUCAGAGCAUGUUUUAAUUAUUUUUUAUCAAGGGGAAUCCCAUGAGGAUCUUACAAGCAGAAUAACCUAACAUAGCUCUGAGCUAUACUGUCAAAACUGGAUCUCUUAAUUUUUUUCGUUCCCUUUUUACUCAUUUCCAUGCCAUUUGUUCCUUCCAAAGCCAUGCAGGGUUGACAGCUUUACUUAUUAUGUGUUCUCCUGAAAGGUGAAGUGAAUCUACAUGAAUCUAUUCUGGCUUUCUUUCCACCUCCAUUAUAAAAGCAUAAAGGCAGAGUUGGAUAACGCCAUUUAAGCCUUUAGGAGGUGAGGACUUUGCAGCCAGUCCUUUGAUCUGAUUCUCCACCAUACUUUCCUGUCUGUGCUCUGAGAGCUACAUAAAAGAAAAUACAAUAUUUUUGGUUGCUGCUAGUUUUGAAAUACUUUGACAGGUCAAAGCAGUGCAUCAGUCUAUAUCAAAGGCACCAGACAGAACAGCUGUUUUGGAAGGGCUUUGUAAUGUCAGAGUACAUUCUCACUGAAAUUCAGAGUAAAGCUCCCCUGUAGGUCCAAAGCAAGCACAUACAAAAGAGAUGAUGAGAAAAUGAUCUGGGGGGAUGCAGGCUGUGCUCCCCUUUAGAGUAAUGCAGGUGCUGUGUCUGCAAGGAGGAGAACGUUUCUCCUGUGAAUUCAUCCAGCUACUCUAAUGUAAUGAUAGACCAAGCUUGCAAAAUCAUGUAGUAGUUUAUGCACCAACCCUGAGAUGCUGGGAAAAAAAAAUUAUACUUCAAUAGCUCACCAGCUAAAAGUCACUGGUGUCAAAUUAAUGUGCUGUAAAUGUUGCAAGAUAGAAAUUGGAAGGAUUUCAAUAAGCAGGAACAUUGUUGCUUUAUAGAUGCCAAUGCUGUUUUACAACGUCUCAGGGGGAAAAAAAAAAGUUGAGUAUCAAGACAAGGUUGAAACAUUUGUUUAUCUUCCUCUGCGUUGAUUCAAAAGAUGGGAGAGGUUUUUUCUUUUGCAUUCAUUGUAUCAUAAUCACUGAAAAGGGAUGCAUAUCCUUAUCCUGGGAUUGCAUCACAGCAGAGGGAAGAUUUCAAAUUAUUUGUCAGCUUUCUAAUUGUUACGACAUGUUGCAUUGCUGGGACAAGGAAGGAAAAGCAAGAUUCCUCUAUUGUGGAAGUUUUAUAGUUUUAUUUCCUAGUUUGAGAUUGGGGAGGGGGAGAGGAGAAACAAUGAGCUCCACCAGAGGGGUCAGCUGGGCGCUGCUCCCUCCAGCUCAAGGCUCUGUGACUCAUCCUGCUGUCCUUGCACCACACGGCAGAGUUUAAUGCGUACAGAGAUGGGCAGCGCGGUGGUGGGUGAGCUGGGGAGCAAAGAGAGGAGGUCAAAGAGAGGAGAACAUCUCGCAAGGUAGCCCAACCUGAGCCAGGCUGGGAGCAGAUGCUUGGACUCCUAUCUAACAAACAGUGCAGCCACUGGGGAGCCAGUGAGCCUGUUGGUUACCGUGCUUUUGGUAUUCCCCCCACAGCUGAUAAAUCCAAUUUUAAGCGUAUUUUUCUUAGCAUUGAUCAUGGCAGUAGCUCUGACGUCCUUCCUGCCCCCGAGGCUGAAGGGCUGUGCGGAGCUGCGUGCCAGCAUCCCAAAGCUGUGGGACCACUGCAAGAACCCUACGGAAAACAGAACGGGGAGAACGGGACUGACUUCCACCUCCAGAGCGGCACUUAACCACGUUUCAAAUACAAACGGAGCAGAGAAGCCUCCAAGGCGCAGCACCAACUUACUGAGAGCAGCUGAAGCGAGGGCGUAUUCCCUCGUGGAUUCCAGUCAAGUUUCUACUUUCCUGAUUUCUAUUCUCCUCAUAGUCUAUGGCAGUUUCAGGUCUCUCAACAUGGACUUUGAGAAUCAAGACAAAGAGAAGGACAACAGCAGCACGGCUGGGUCUUUUAACGGCAACAGCACCAAUAACAGUAAGGGUAUUCAAACCAUCGAUUCCACGCAGGCGUUGUUCCUGCCCAUCGGAGCGUCUGUGUCUCUCCUUGUUAUGUUCUUCUUCUUCGACUCGGUUCAAGUUGUCUUCACAAUCUGCACAGCAGUCCUUGCAACAAUAGCUUUUGCUUUCCUUUUGCUCCCGAUGUGCCAGUACUUAACAAGGCCUUGUUCGCCUCAAAACAAGAUUUCCUUUGGCUGCUGUGGGCGUUUCACUGCUGCUGAGUUGCUUUCCUUUUCACUGUCUGUGAUGCUUGUGCUCAUCUGGGUCCUAACUGGCCACUGGCUCCUCAUGGAUGCUCUGGCUAUGGGCCUGUGUGUUGCAAUGAUAGCCUUUGUCCGGCUCCCGAGCCUGAAGGUUUCCUGCUUGCUGCUCUCUGGGUUACUAAUUUAUGAUGUCUUUUGGGUCUUCUUUUCUGCAUACAUCUUUAACAGCAAUGUGAUGGUGAAAGUGGCCACACAACCUGCUGAUAAUCCCCUCGACGUUUUAUCCCGGAAGCUUCACCUGGGGCCAAACGUGGGCAGAGAUGUUCCCCGUCUGUCGCUGCCUGGUAAACUUGUAUUUCCAAGUUCCACGGGCAGCCACUUCUCUAUGCUGGGGAUUGGAGAUAUUGUGAUGCCAGGUCUUCUGCUCUGCUUCGUCCUGCGCUACGAUAACUACAAAAAACAAGCCAACAGCGAUUCCUGUGGUGCCCCAGGACCAGGGAACAUCUCUGGACGUAUGCAGAAGGUCUCUUACUUUCACUGCACACUCAUUGGAUAUUUUGUAGGCCUAUUAACUGCAACAGUAGCCUCUCGUAUUCACCGGGCAGCCCAGCCUGCCCUCCUGUACUUGGUACCUUUUACCUUAUUGCCGCUCCUCACCAUGGCAUAUUUAAAGGGCGAUCUACGCCGCAUGUGGUCUGAGCCUUUCCACUCUAAGUCCAGCAGCUCCCGUUUCCUGGAAGUAUGAUGGAGCAGUGACCUGAACUUCUGCACUGGUCCCUUUCACUUUAUCUUGUGGCUUUGUCAUCUCCUGAAGCUGGACUGGCUGCCAGGUACUUGGGAAGGUACCAACUACAGGACUUGUAUGAAAGAAUUGAAAGGAAGGGAAGGAAAAAAGCUAAGGUGUUCCGGAGCUCCGUCUCAUCGCCCCGCAGAUGUGGAACUGGGGACCCUUCGUGCAACUGCAGCCACUUUCCUCUUUUCCUCACUCUGAUGGAUCAGUAGCAGACUGUUACCUACUGAGAGAGGAAGAGACAGACUUGAAAUUGAAAACGGCUUGAAGUCGUUCAAAAACUCGUGAACACUAAGAGAAAAAAAACAGUUAGGCAAACUGAAGCUUCUUCAGCGAACCCUCAUAUGCAUUGGGACCAGUUUCCUGUUGGACUUCAGUUUUGAAAAGAACUGAGACAGAAGGUCUUCUGUCACAAUAUUGGGGUUUUUGUUUUGGUUUGUUUUUGGUUUUUGUUUUUGAUUUAUUAAAUAUUUCCUGUGGUGUGAGGUUACUUAUUAAAUCCACAGACAUUGAGUGACUUCUUGCAGUAUACAUAUAAAGAUUUGUUGUAACAAGUUACAUUUCCACGCAGAUGUCAUGUUGCAGUGAAAAAGGGCACGAUUUUUAUACAUAUAUAUAUACACACACAUAUAGAUAUAUAUAUGAAUAAAUAAAAAGGAAAACCUGCUAAGAUCAUGCUAUGUAGCAGACAGGGGCUUGCUGUAAUUUUUAGCAUGUAGAGCAGUUUACUCUGGCUUUCUUGUAUAUGAAUCUACAAUGAGCUGCUGUUUUUCUCCCCCGUCCUGAAACCAAACCUGCAGUUUGACAUGUCGUAUUUGUACCGACUGUACUCAUGGACUUCAGGGGAUAUUUGAUUUUGAUCAAUGUAGCAAAGUAGGGAAGCAAAACAUUGAAACCUGACCCUGUUUGUUUCAGGGGGGAGGGAUGGGAAGGGUGUCUUUUUUUUUUCUUCCUUUUUUACAAACAGCUCCCUUGCAGGUUUUUAGUAGUUCCUUCCUGACCCGGUGCAUGUAUUAUAGCAGCAAUUGUCUUUGUGCUUUCUGAUCAUAGUAAUGUAUCACUUGUAAAUACAUUUUUUCUAUUUUCUA
Messenger RNA from Lagopus leucura (white-tailed ptarmigan), 5216 nucleotides. RefSeq names its product signal peptide peptidase like 3 (gene SPPL3). The record is from RefSeq and is a predicted model, not a curated record. Gene Ontology annotation, biological process: membrane protein proteolysis. Lineage: Eukaryota; Metazoa; Chordata; Aves; Galliformes; Phasianidae. Gene Ontology annotation, cellular component: lumenal side of endoplasmic reticulum membrane; cytoplasmic side of endoplasmic reticulum membrane; Golgi-associated vesicle membrane. Gene Ontology annotation, molecular function: aspartic endopeptidase activity, intramembrane cleaving. Bases 2716 to 4083 code for a protein of 455 amino acids. The transcript has 12 exons.